AUGGCUGCCGGUGGCGGAGAUGGUGUCGGAGCUAGCAGAUGUAGUAAAGGUGGAGGAGCGGAAAAGAAGAAGCGGGGGCCUAAGCAAAAGAAUCCAUACAAAGGGAUCCGUAUGAGGAAGUGGGGAAAGUGGGUAGCUGAGAUUCGUGAUACGAAUACAAGGCUCUGGCUCGGCUCCUACUAUACCCUGGUGGCUACUGCCCGGGCCUACGGCGUGGCCCUGUUUUACUUGCGUGGCCCGGCAGCCAAGCUUAACUUCCCCGACUGCGUGGUUGGCGAUGGGCACCACCGCCAACUCGUGCCAAAGGAGAUUCAGAAUCGAGCCACAGCAGUUGGAUAUAGGAUCGAUGCAAUUCAGAGGGGACUACAUAUAUCAUCCACUCAGAUGAGCGUCAACGUUGUUGAUCACCGCCCCGAGUCAGAUGUUUAUGUUACACCUGACUUGAACAAGUACCCUCACCUCGACUAA
Molecule: messenger RNA, 468 nt
Organism: Ipomoea triloba (trilobed morning glory)
Lineage: Eukaryota; Viridiplantae; Streptophyta; Magnoliopsida; Solanales; Convolvulaceae
Product: ethylene-responsive transcription factor RAP2-9-like
Exons: 1
Coding region: 1-468 (155 amino acids)
Biological process (GO): regulation of DNA-templated transcription
Molecular function (GO): DNA binding; DNA-binding transcription factor activity
Source: RefSeq, a predicted model, not a curated record